AUGGCUCCUGGUGCCAAAGAGGCUCUGGAGCUGGGCAUCAAUGGCCCGGAGGGGAUUGAGAUCAGUCGACCAGAGGAGCUUGAGUCUGAGGCUACUCACAGGGCUAUCACCAUCGCCAACAGGGCUCACUGCCCGAUCUACCUGGUGAAUGUGUCCAGUGUGUCUGCCGGAGACAUGAUUGCUGCUGCUAAGAUGCAAGGUAAAGUGGUCCACGCAGAGACCACAGUAGCUCAUGCUGUUCUGAACGGGAUGCACUACUACCACCAGGACUGGAUUCAUGCUGCCGCCCACGUCACCGUCCCUCCUCUCCGCAUCGACCCCAACACACCCAGCUACCUCAUGGGCCUGCUGGCCAAUGACUCUCUGAGUGUGGUGGCAUCGGAGCACCGUCCAUUCAGCACCAAGCAGAGAGCUCUGGGUAAGGAGGACUUCACAAAGAUCCCUCAUGGGUUGGCUGGAGUCCAGGACAGGAUGAGUGUCAUGUGGGAGAGGGGAGUGGUUACAGGGAAGAUGGAUGAGAAUCGUUUUGUGGCAGUGACGAGCUCUAACGCUGCAAAGAUCUACAACCUGUACCCACGCAAGGGUCGUAUCAUCCCCGGAGCUGACGCUGAUCUGGUGGUCUGGGACCCAGAUGCAGCGAGGUACACAGUUAUAUUCAAACAGGAAGACACCAAAUACUGGCUGCUAAUGCUUUAUUGAGUUAAACAUGUAUUGGUA
This is a messenger RNA of Notothenia coriiceps (black rockcod), 717 nucleotides long. RefSeq names its product dihydropyrimidinase-related protein 5-like. The transcript is spliced from 7 exons. Gene Ontology annotation, molecular function: hydrolase activity, acting on carbon-nitrogen (but not peptide) bonds, in cyclic amides. NCBI's taxonomy places the organism in Eukaryota, Metazoa, Chordata, Actinopteri, Perciformes, Nototheniidae. The record is from RefSeq and is a predicted model, not a curated record. Gene Ontology annotation, cellular component: cytosol. The coding region runs from base 1 to 699 and encodes 232 amino acids.